AUGGCCGUCAAAAUCGACAUUUCCACCUACCCUGGUAACAUCGUCAAUGGCGAGUUCGUCGCCACCCCAGAGACCCGGCACUCGAUCGAUCCGUCCACGGAGCAGGCUCUGUACGAGGUCCCUGUCGCUACCGAGGAGCAGCUAGAUCUCGCAGUCAAGCAUGCUCGUGCCGCAUUUAGCAAGUGGUCUAAGACCACCCACGAGGAGCGAAGCAAGCUGAUGCUCGCUUUCGCCGAUGCCGUUGAGGCGAACCGCCAUGAGCUUGAGAAGCUGCAGUCUAUGGAGCAAGGCAAGCCUUUGGGCUUGGCCGGACAGGAGAUGGACAUGACUUUGACUUGGCUACGAACCUUUGCUACCAUGGAGGUCAAGGAUGAGAUUAUUGAGGACACAGAGGAGAGAAGAAUUACCUCGACCUUUCCCCCACUGGGCGUUUGUGGCGCCAUCGUCCCUUGGAACUGGCCCAUGCUCCUGGGAAUGGGCAAGGUCGGCCCGGCGAUCAUGACCGGCAAUGCCGUCAUCAUGAAGCCCUCCCCAUUCACGCCAUACUGCGAUCUCAAAUUUGGAGAGAUUGGAAUGUCAAUCUUCCCUCCAGGUGUAUUCCAGGUCCUCAGCGGCGACGACAACCUGGGUCCUUGGAUGACGGCACACCCUGGCAUCGACAUGAUCAGUUUCACAGGAUCAAUUGCCACCGGUAAGAAGAUUGCUGCCAGCUGCUCCAAGACAUUGAAGCGAGUCGUUCUGGAGUUGGGCGGAAACGAUGCUGCGAUUGUCUGCGAGGACGUUGAUAUCGAAAAGUGUCUCCCCAAAAUUACGAUGCUGUCAUUCUUGAACUCGGGUCAGAUUUGCAUGUUGACCAAGCGGGUCUACGUGCACGAGAAGAUUUAUGACCAGUUCAGAGAUGCCAUGGUUGAAUUUACAAAGAAUCACGUCAAGACCGGCGGUGCCUUCGAGGAGGGCGUCGUUGUCGGGCCAGUGCAAAACAGCAUGCAAUAUGAGCUUGUCAAGAACAUGUACUCAGAGAUUGAGAAACAAGGAUGGAACGUCGCUCUUGAAGGCAAGAUCCGGGAGACAUCCAAGGGCUACCUCAUCGAACCCGCCAUCAUCGACAACCCUCCCGAAGACUCACGCAUCGUCGUCGAAGAGCCCUUCGGCCCCAUCGUCCCGCUCCUCAAGUGGUCCGACGAGCAAGACGUCAUCGACCGCGCCAACGCCCUCGAGACGGGUCUCGGCGCCUCAGUCUGGAGCAAGGAUCUGGACCGGGCCGAGAGAAUGGGUCGCCAGCUGAGCGCGGGAAGCGUGUGGAUCAACUCUCACUUUGAUGUCGCGCCCAACGUGCCGUUCGGUGGACACAAGGAGAGUGGCAUUGGCAUGGAGUGGGGCAUUGAGGGAUUCAAGCAUUAUACCAAUAGCAGGAGUCUUUGGGUGUGGAAGAAGAUUUUUGUUUGA
Molecule: messenger RNA, 1446 nt
Organism: Fusarium keratoplasticum
Lineage: Eukaryota; Fungi; Ascomycota; Sordariomycetes; Hypocreales; Nectriaceae
Product: Aldedh domain-containing protein
Exons: 3
Coding region: 1-1446 (481 amino acids)
Molecular function (GO): aldehyde dehydrogenase (NAD+) activity
Source: RefSeq, a predicted model, not a curated record